AUAAUUGCAGACAAAAUCUCCCAUUAGGCAACACAACCAUAGAAUCAGAAACAUCAUGUGCUACGACGGUUAUUUCCAUCCAACAUUGACACAAGAAUACAGAGAAUCCCCAUUUGCAACACACUGCAUGUUUACACUGAAGAUCCUCUUCCUCCUAAUCCAUGGGAUGGACUGACCUACCAGGAUGCUGACAUUUUGAAUUGGGAAAGCGGUGGCAGAGUAUUCUUAUCUAAUGUGUUGCAAGGGCAGAAAUUAAGAAUCUCAACUGGCUCCCAUUGGCUCUUCUUUUCCAGGAUAGCUUCCAUUCUUUUGUGUGUCACCUAUAGAAAUACCUAGUUGAUUACAUAUUAAAUUGUUGUUCCAGCUGUCCCAGUUAUUCCGGUUAAUGAAUAACCUGAGCGGGAGGGCGGUGAGCAUAAUGAACUGAGAGUCCAGAUACGUACUUGCUACUGGAAACUUGUAGACAGACUCUUUGUCCUUAAGAGUAAGCAGAAGCCCAGUCAUGAAUCCAUCUGAUACACAGAGGAAAAAAGUAGCUAUUAUCGGAGGAGGAUUGGUAGGUUCUUUAAAUGCUUGCUUCUUUGCGAAAAGAGGUUUUGUAGUGGAACUGUAUGAAAGCAGACCAGAUAUCCGUACUUCUAAUGCUAUUCGUGGCAGAAGCAUUAAUUUGGCCCUUUCUCAUCGGGGAAGGCAAGCUCUCAAGGCUGUUGGGAUGGAAGAUCAGAUUGUGUCUAAAGGCAUCCCCAUGAGGGCAAGAAGGAUCCACACACUCUCAGGCAAACAAUAUGCGAUUCCCUAUGGAACAAAAAAACAGUAUAUUCUCUCUGUCGAUAGAGCAAAUUUAAACAAAGAGCUUCUAAAUGCUGCUGAGAAAUAUCCCAACACUACAUUAUACUUUGGACACAAACUGCUUCAUUGCAAUGUAGAAUCAGGGCUAUUGGACUUUUCAAGAUCAGACCAGACAAGAAGAGAGGUCUCUUGUGAUCUUAUUGUGGGUUGUGAUGGAGCUUUUUCUACAGUUAGGAAGCAGUUUGUGAGACAAACACGUUUCAAUUACAGCCAGACCUAUAUUACUCAUGGAUAUAAGGAGCUGAAAAUCCCCCCAAAGGAUGGAGAUUUUGCCAUGGAGCCAAAUUUUCUGCACAUUUGGCCAAGGAACUCAUUCAUGAUGAUUGCGCUGCCAAACAUGGACAAGUCAUUCACAUGUACUCUCUUCAUGCCUUUUGAUGAUUUUGAGAAGCUCACAAAUGGAGACCAAGUGUUGGAUUUCUUCAAAAUGUAUUUUCCAGACGCAAUCCCUCUAAUGGGAAGGCAGGAAUUGAUACAAGAAUACUUUUUGCUACCACCCCAGGCCAUGAUCUCUGUGAAAUGCUCCUCAUAUCAUAUUGCCUCUCGCUGUGUCCUGAUGGGAGAUGCAGCACACGCACUUGUCCCCUUCUAUGGCCAAGGCAUGAAUUCCGGAUUUGAAGAUUGCCUGGUUUUUGAUGAAUUAAUGGAGAAGUUCCAAAAUGAUUUCAGUCCUUGCCUUCCAGAGUUUUCAAGACUGAGAGUGCCUGAUGACCAUGCAAUCUCAGAUUUAUCCAUGUACAAUUAUGUAGAGAUGCGUGAGCUUGUUAAUUCAAGGUGGUUCAUCUUUCGGAAAAAAAUAUUCAACUUACUUCAUGCCCUCUUCCCCUACACAGUCAUCCCUCUGUAUACCAUGGUCACCUUCUCCAGAAUCCGGUAUCAUGAAGCUGUGCAAAGAUGGAAGUGGCAGGAUAAGGUAAUAAACAGAGGCCUUUUCUGCAUUGGAGCAGUGACAGCACUGAGUGGCAUCUAUCUACUAAGAAAUGUGAUAAAGCAACAAACCGAUUUCAUUAUCAAGAAUAUGUGGAGAGGAGAUAGCUUUAAAAUCUUUGGGAAUGUUCCACGAUUCUACUGAAAGCAUAACAGAGAAAGAGAAGCCUCACGUCUCAAAUGAACUCCUGUUUUUAAUAUUCAUUUUUCCCCAAGUCCACAUGUGUGAAGGGAGGAACUGGGCAAGCCUGGUUUGUUCCAGCCAAUCCCAUCUUUGAUGAUGCAGAGGUGGAUUUAUUGGGGAGACAGAUACAAAGCCGAAGUUGUUUGUGACAGAAGGAACAUAGAAAAAGAUAAAGAUAUUACAGUCAGCUAAAGAGAAGAACUGAAUAGGGUUUAGGGGAGCUGGGAAUGAUUAAAUAGUUCAAGGGUAAUGUAAAGAACUCAGGCAGGGGGGAAUCUUUUUAAAUAUCCCACCUCUGACACCAAUUGUGGAGAAAGAUGAUGGUUCUAUUAAUUAAUUAUUAUAUAUUUUAUAUCAGCUGCCACCAGUUAGUAAACAUGUUUUUAUUUAAACGCUGCCACCUGAGGUAAAAAUGUUUAUGAUGCGGCCACCAGAUGUUAAGGGGAUUAUCAACUCUUGCCACCACUAUAGGAAUACGUAGCCACUAGCUAUCUAGAGAGGAGACUUUUAUUUUUCUUCUUUCUUCUUGUUUAUUCUUGAUGUGUGUAUGUAUGACAGAGACUGAGAUGUUUGAGAGAACAACAACAAGUUUAUUCAGGCACAAGUUUAAUGGAUACAAUUCUCACUUAGAGGCACUUUCCUUAACAAUUGCAAUAACAGAAUGAGGUGAUUCAAGCUUCCUAAAAUGUCACUUCUUUCUCUACUGCCUAAACCUGCAGUUGCCCUGUGAAUUUCAGUCACAGACUAUCUGUUCCUUAUCUGGAAACAGGUUACCUUAAAAUAAGCCACCAAACUUAUUUUAAACUGACUCAAAUAAACUCUUGAGCCUCCCUGAUUCCCUCAACUGAGAAUCAGACUUCCCUGUACCUUAUCAGGGCACAGACUACCUAAAAUAAGUCACCAAACUUAUUUUAGAAUGGACUCAAAACCCACAUUUAAGCCACCCUGAUCCUCCAACUGAGAAUCAGACUUCCCUGUGGUUCGCUGACCACAGACACUGACUGACUGAGUUUCCCUCCAAAUUCUACUCUCUCUUCAGCUAACCCAGUUGGCUCCUCCCCCUUCUCCAUGGCAACCAACUCUGAGGGCUGAGUAACUGAAAUAUUAACCUUUUUUAAAACACAGUUAAACAUGGCAUCUGUAAAUUAAAAUUCAUACUUCUUUACAGGUAUCUAAUUGUGAUCCGUUUUGUCUUAAUACUUGUUAAUUCUUUUUUACAACUAUGUCUGGUUAUUCCUGCUAAGUUUUGGUCAUGCUUACCAUGGUGAACCCACUAAACAACACAGCAGAUGGUCCACAUGGGGCUCACCUUGAAGCCCAAGUACCCAAUCUAGAAGUGGAUCUUGAGGGGAAACAGGGCAAGGCAACGUACAGCAUAGGUUGCAACUGUGGGGCCAGCCUGGGUAGGGGAUCCAUCAUAACUUGUCAUUGAAGUCAGUGAUGAUGGAUCCAUCUCCCAGCUUCCUAAGUUAUUGAUUAAGGUGCCAUAUAAACUUGAUAGUCUGCAUUGUUUAAACUUUUCACCAGAUUUGAAGGUGCUAAUGACACAUAUGAUGCAACUGAAUGACACAACAUGCUAUACACUUCAAGGUUUGAGCAAAUAUUUGAGCUUCAAUCAACAUGCAAUGGGUUUACAUGCAACCAACUUUCCACUCUGUUAAAUGAAUUCUCAAAACUUUAUCUUCAUUUAUUUUGUUACUAUAUUUUUGAUAUGCAUUGCCUGAUGCCUAUGUUUUUUUGUGAUGGUCUUUUGUGGUUUAUGUCUAUUUGAGACCUGGUCCUCCUAUGUUUGUUUAUCUUCUGCAACUGUACAUGCGGAUAGUUUUCUGCAUGAGGACAGAUCAGUCUUGCUGGGCUUUGAAAUGGAGGGUAAAUGGUUGGGUUGCUGGCUGGCAGAUUGAUGUAUUGAUCUUGUUUGUUUCAGUUCUGAGAGGGAUUUACUUUAUAUCCUACUUUUUCUUUUAAUCAAUUCCUUUGAAGGACGGAUGCACAUUCUGUAUUUAAACCUCAGAACAACACUAUAAGGUUACUUAGACUAAGCAAAAGGGACUAGCUAGAGAAAGCUGCCUUUUCAAUUCUUUGUUUAACAGACCCGCACUCUCCAGAAUAAGUACAUGGGGUAGCUUUUACUUAGGGCCCUUCCACACAGGCAUAUGACCCAGAAUAUCAAGGCAGAAAAUCUCACAAUAUCUGCUUUGACCUGAGUUAUCUGAUUCCACUCUGCCAUAUAUUCCAGUUCAAAGCAGAAAAUGUGGGAUUUUAUUCAGCUGUGUGGUAGGACCAAACAGCGAGAGUCCAAAAGUGUCAGGCUAAAAACCUGGAACAUCAAUCAGUGGCUGACAUCAGAUGAGAGACUUCCUCCUGGGCACACAGUAGAUUGGGCGACUUGGAAGGCGCUGAACAGACUGCACUCUGGCACCACGAGAUGCAGAGCCAACCUUAAGAAAUGGGGCCACAAAGUGGAGUCCACAAUAUGCAAGUGUGGAGAAGAGCAAACCACAGACCACCUAUUACAAUGCAGCCUGAGCCCUGCCACAUGCACAAUGGAGAACCUUCGUAUAGCAACACCAGAGGCACUCCAAGUGGCCAACUACUGGUCAAAGGACAUUUAGUAUGAUACCAAAUUUUUAAAAACUUUGCUUGUGUCUGAAAUACAUUACAACUUGUACCCUCCGUUAGCUUCUGACACAAUAAAUAAAUAAUCUGGUUCUGCA
Molecule: messenger RNA, 4674 nt
Organism: Anolis carolinensis (green anole)
Lineage: Eukaryota; Metazoa; Chordata; Lepidosauria; Squamata; Anolidae
Gene: kmo
Product: kynurenine 3-monooxygenase
Exons: 15
Coding region: 503-1921 (472 amino acids)
Biological process (GO): L-tryptophan catabolic process; quinolinate biosynthetic process
Cellular component (GO): mitochondrial outer membrane
Molecular function (GO): FAD binding; kynurenine 3-monooxygenase activity
Source: RefSeq, a predicted model, not a curated record